Molecule: messenger RNA, 1959 nt
Organism: Parastagonospora nodorum SN15
Lineage: Eukaryota; Fungi; Ascomycota; Dothideomycetes; Pleosporales; Phaeosphaeriaceae
Exons: 6
Coding region: 1-1959 (652 amino acids)
Source: RefSeq, a predicted model, not a curated record
AUGGCCAUAGAGUAUGUUGGAUGCAUAACUGUCUGUGGGCUGGUCGAGCAUCACGCUAACAUUUGCCAGCGCGAUGUCGAUAAAGAGAAGCAUCUCAAGCGUCUUCACCAAACCACACCAUGGAUUGAAUCCCCGCUUGUAGGCGCAGAUCACAACUCUCUCGUCUUCUCGCAGCGAUCCGAAGCCAACAGCAUUGAACUGUUCUUCGAUCUCUUCUUCGUAGCCAAUCUCGCAACUUUUACGGCAUACCACUCCAUCACCGAUGGUGACUACCUACUCGGGUACAUUGGCUUCUUCGGCAUUCUAUGGUCGACAUGGUUCCAGAUCACGCUACACGAUGUGCGGUUUGCUAGAGACUCGCUGUAUGAGCGCAUCUGCAAGACAAUCCAAUUCAUCUGCUUUGUGGGCCUGGCGCUCGUGGGCUCGCAGUUCAAUCCUGCAAGUCGCAAGGGAGACAACAUCGUGAGUACGAUGACACUGGGCGGAGGGCUGCUGGCUUUCCAGUACUUGGUCGUGCUCUUCUUCACAUGGAGAGCCCGCUAUGCCAAGCUGUAUCUCCCGCUUGGUCUCAUGUUCCUGACCUAUGCUGUCGCAAUGGCUGCUUUUGCUGCAAUGACACCAGCUUUCAAGGGCGUUCAAAACAAGCACCACCUGGUCUACCUGGUCUGGUACGUCGUUGCCGCGGUUGAAGCCAUUGCAGUCAUCAGUAUCUCUUCCUGUUGGCGCAUGCUCAGCUUCAAGAAGACGCAUCUGAUGGAGCGUAUGAGCCUACUCACCAUCAUCGUCAUUGGUGAAGGAGCCAUUGGAGCGACCAAGACUGUCAGCAGACUGAUGGGCAAGCAUGGCCUUGAUGUUGAAGGCUGCUUCUUGAUCAUGUGCAUCAUCAUCAUUCUAGUCUUCAUCUGGGCUUUGUACUUCGACAACUUCCCGCACGGCCACUACGGAACCAUCCGCCAACAAAUCUGGUCUCUCCUACACUUCCCCUUCCAGCUCGCCAUCGUCGGCGUUGUCGAAGGGUCGCAACAACUCGCCAUCGCUCGCUACACGAUGAAAACCAUCUCCAAAAUCGGCAAGGAACUGACCCAGCUUUGCGACGUGGAAAGACUCGAUGGGACGGAGCUCCGCGACGGCCUCCUAUCCAUCCUACACUACUUCGAGCUCGACGGCAAACUCGAAACCAUGAAAUUUUUCCACGACGCGCAGUCGGCCAUUUUCAAAAUGGGCAACAGCACGGGUAUCUGCGCAACGGUGACAGAUGACUGGCCGCAGGAGCUUUGGAACGUGAGUUCCUCGAUAUCCAACGGCCUCUACGUCGGUCUGGGCAUAAAGAUCCCCGUGAAGAAACUGGAACACGGCUUCCAGCCCCUAGACAUCGCGCUCGAGAGCUGGGAACUCGUGUACAUGUACUACUGGGCAUGUUUCUGCGUGCUCAUCCUAUGCCUGACAAUCUUCCUGUUCCUAAUCCGCCGCCACAAGGUGGACUUGUUCGACUACACAUCCAUCAUCUCGCGGGUCAUUGUGCUGGGCGUGGGCUCCGCGCUGCUCGGCUUGUACGCGAACAAGGCUGCACUCUACGCCGCGCUGCAAACGGCAUUACUGCUUCCGAUCUGCGUUAUACUCCUCUUCCUCGUGCUCGUGUCGGAUAAGUUGAGUUCGAUGUGGUGUAAUUCGCGGCUGAAGAAGAGCGGAGAGCCGUAUGUGUUGGAAGUCGAGGAGCAUCAUCACAAGGACAGCCAAUUAUUCGGAUUCGACGCCGCUGGCGACGAGCACCGAGUAUCAUGGGCACCAUGGGUUUGCGAUGGAGUCGCUAAGCACGCCGCCGCUGUUGAGCCCAGAGCAUACGACGACGCCGGGAGCGAAGCCAGUUGGGCCUGGGGAAUACAUGCCGGCUGGCACGGGACGAGAACAUUCCGUCUGAGUGUGUUUACCACGGAGACGAAGAUUUUCUUUGUCAUUUGA